AUGACAACUCACUCUCUACUCUUCUAUGCUCUCAUUCUACUUGCUUCCACUUUCUCUCUCCAUUUUCAAGCUCACGCUGCUCCCGCAGGUCCAUUGAUUAAGCAUUUGUCUUCACUUAUCAGAUGGACAAGGUCUGCCUCCAAGAUGCCACAAUCAGAUGGGAAUGUUCUUCAAUUUGAGAAUGGUUAUGUAGUUGAGACUGUUGUGGAAGGAAAUGAGAUUGGAGUUAUCCCUCAUCGGAUCCGCGUCUCUGAAGAAGACGGUGAACUUUUUGCUGUUGAUGAAAUUAAUAGCAACAUUGUUCGAAUUACCCCGCCACUGUCUCAAUAUAGUAGGGGAAGAUUGGUAGCUGGGUCGUUUCAGGGCUACACUGAUCACGUUGAUGGAAAACCUAGUGAUGCUCGGUUUAAUCAUCCCAAAGGAAUUACUAUGGAUGAUAAAGGGAAUGUUUAUGUUGCUGAUACUCAGAAUCUUGCUAUUAGAAAGAUCGGAGAUGCUGGCGUCACAACCAUUGCUGGAGGAAAGUCCAACGUUGCUGGCUACAGGGACGGGCCUAGUGAGGAUGCUAAGUUCUCAAAUGAUUUCGAUGUGGUAUAUGUUCGGCCAACCUGUUCCUUGUUGGUCAUUGAUAGAGGGAAUGCUGCUCUUCGACAAAUUAUUCUUGACCAGGACGACUGUGAUUACCAAUCUAGUUCAAUUUCCAGCACAGAUAUCCUUACAGUUGUUGGUGCUGUUUUGGUUGGAUAUGCUACAUGCAUGCUUCAGCAGGGGUUUGGAUCCUCUUUCUUCUCAAAAACAAGACACUCGAGAGGAGAGUUUAAAGGGCAACCAAGCAACGAGAAACACAUGCCAAUCCCGGACAGUGGUAAAGAAGAUCCCGGAUGGCCAUCUUUUGGACAACUUAUUGCUGAUCUUUCUAAGCUAUCCUUUGAAGCAAUGGCUAGUACAUUCACUCAAUUCAUACCCUCGCAUUUCAAAUCUAACAGCGUGAAUAGAGGACUAACACCGCUUAAGGAUCGUCUUGUGAUGCCUGAAGACGAAGUCAAGCCUCCAUUAGUCAAUAGAAAAGCCACACAUGUUACUCAUACCGAAAAUCGGCAGAUGCCACAGGUCCAUACUCCAAGCACUGCUGAGAAAUAUUCAGAAGUAAAGCCUCCAAAGAUAAAAUCAAGCAGUUUCAAGGAUCCUUCAUUGUCAAGUAAGCACCUAUCUUCAAAACGACCCGAGUAUGCUGAGUUCUACGGAUCUAGUGAGUUUCCGUCACAUGUGAAAUCUAAAAGCCAAAAAGAAAGGACAAGGCAUCGACACCGCGAAAAGAGUGGAGAAGUUGGUUCUGCGACAAAUGGAGCUGUGUCUAAACCUGUUGAAACAAGGGGGGCUGUUGAUCGUAGCAAUUCGAAGUUUGACCAUUAUAGUAUGAGGACUAAUUAUGUUCCUGGAGAGUCAUUCCGAUUCAAUUCUCAGUAA
Vicia faba (fava bean) is the source of this 1467-nucleotide messenger RNA. The record is from the annotation of a GenBank genome assembly. Lineage: Eukaryota; Viridiplantae; Streptophyta; Magnoliopsida; Fabales; Fabaceae.